Messenger RNA from Tauraco erythrolophus (red-crested turaco), 808 nucleotides. The record is from RefSeq and is a predicted model, not a curated record. NCBI's taxonomy places the organism in Eukaryota, Metazoa, Chordata, Aves, Musophagiformes, Musophagidae.
GCAGCUGAGAAUGGAGCAACGGGUGUUGAGCUGGAUCUUGAAUUUACUGCAGAUGGUGUUCCCAUUCUCAUGCAUGAUGAAACAGUAGAAAGGACAACUGAUGGAUCUGGAAGAUUGUGUGACUUGACUUUUGAUCAAAUUAGGAGGCUUAAUCCAUCUGCAAAACACAAGCUACGGAACAAAUUCCAGGGUGAAAAGGUACCAACUCUGAGAGAAGCUGUUGUGGAGUCUAUGCAUCACAAUCUUACAAUCUACUUCGAUGUCAAAGGCCAUGCAAAUCAGGCGGUUGGUGCCCUAAAGCAACUCUACCUGGAAUUCCCGCAUUUGUAUAACAACAGCGUGGUCUGUUCUUUCAUGCCAGAUGUUGUUUAUAAGAUGAGACAAGCUGACAGAAACGUUGUAACAGCACUAACACACAGGCCUUGGCAUCUGAGUCAUCUUGGAGAUGGGACACCCCGUUUCACUUCCUUCUGGAAACAUUAUUUGUAUAUGACGAUGGAUGUCAUUCUAGAUUGGAGCCUACACAGUUUCUUGUGGCGAUUGUGUGGGGUUUCAGCUUUCCUCAUACAGAAAAACUUUGUUUCUCAAGAGUAUGUGAGGCAUUGGUCUUCAAAAGGAAUUCAAGUGGUUGCCUGGACAGUGAACACAUUUGCUGAAAAAAGCUACUACGAAACCGUCCUUGAAUGUAGCUACAUCACUGACAGCUUGGUGGAAGACUGUGAUCCUCAUUACUAGACUUGUGCUUUGCAGACACUCACGAACCUAAAUAAGCUAUCUUACUCGGGCAGGUCUGAAUUCCCCAUCUAGA